AAAAAAUGGCGCUUUACAAAUAGUCAAGUAAUAAUAUUGUUAAAGCCGUCGUUGCAUCAUUAUUAUGAUUCAAAUUUAGAUAUGUCACAUGAUUGUAAAGUCACGUGUAAAAUAAUUAAAAAUAAUAUUGGUUGUUACUAGAUCUAUUUAUUGUUGAGAAUAACUUUAAUAAGUUCUUGAAUCUUUCUGCACAUAGAUAGAUCUAGAUUAUAAUGAAAUCUAAGCUUAUACUGGAUUACACACAGUUGAAUCGACAUUCUAGUUACAGUUUCUUAAGAUUGACUGGACAUGGGAUCUCCCUUGCGUUUGUGUUCACUGUCUGUCUUACAACCUUGACAUUCAAUUAUUCUGAUGGUUUCAUUCCUAUUUUGAAUUGUUCCAGCGUGUUGAAUGUCAGCUGUGAAUUGUGUAAACCUGGAACCUUUGCAAAUAUAAGUACUGUUCACUGCGGUUGUUGUCGGUACUCAUCUCAUGGUGUUUGUGUUAAUGCAUCUUCCUGUACAGAGUGUCCAGUAGGGGAGCACCAAAGUCGUUAUGGCUCACUGAGCUGUGACAUUUGCCCACCUGGCACUUCGACAAACAAUCAAACCCACCAAGAGAGCUGUGCUAAAUGCAGCCCUGGACACUAUUCUAAUGAGAAUGGCUCUGCUUAUUGUAGCCCAUGUCAAGAAGGAUAUUACUCUAAUCAGACAGGUUCUGCUAACUGUAAGGCAUGUCCCCUUGGCUCUUUCUGUAAUGAGACUGGCUCGGCACAGUGUAGCCCAUGUCCAGAAGGAUAUUACUCCAAUCAUACAGGCUCUACUAACUGUAAGGCAUGUCCUGUUGGCUCUUUCUCUAAUAAGACUGGCUCUGCUCAGUGUACAUCCUGUAGUCCCGGUUAUUAUAACAAUGAGACAGGGUCCACUUCCUGUGAACCGUGUGAAGCUGGUUACUACUCAUUCAACACGUCAGAGUGCCUGCCUUGUGAUGCUGGGUCUUACUCUGCUGCUCCAGGCUCCAGCGUCUGCAAACAAUGUCCAGCAGGUUCACACCAGCCCAAUACAGGCCAAUCAGGUUGUGAAGGUUGUCCAGCAGGCUCCGAAACAAGAGUUUCUGGUUCUGUAAAUUGCACGGGCUGUCUGCCUGGACAUUAUAAAAAUGACAGUGGGUUUGACGUCUGCCAGGAGUGUCCAAUUGGUUCACAUCAGCCUGAGUCUGGCCAAGAAAGCUGUAUAGGCUGUCCUGAAGGCUAUGAAUCUAGACUAAAUGGCUCUGCCAACUGUACUGCUUGUAUUCCUGGAUAUUAUAAAAAUGAGAGUGGAUUUGAUCUCUGCCAGGAGUGCCCUAUUGGGUUCAAUGCCAGUUCUGCUAACAGUACUUCCUGUGAACCUUGUCCUGAAGGCUACUACCAGAACCUGUCUGGCAAACCCUUGUGCAAUCCUUGCGAUGUAGGCACUUUCUGCAAUUCUACAGGAUGCAGUCAUUGUGAAGACUGUGAUCAAGGAACUGAGGCAUUAGUAGCUGGCUCCAAUAAUUGUACUUUAUGUAAACCAGGAAGCUUUAAGGAAUCCACUUCAGCGGAAAACUGUAAAAUUUGUAAACAUGGCUGGUUUACCACAAAAAGUGGCUCAUUGGAAUGCACAGAGUGUCCAGUCCACUACUUCUGUCCAACUCCCGAUCGAGAUAAGCAGCAAUGCUCACCCCAGGCUCUCUGUCCACCGGGGUCUGCAGUCCCAGGCUGGUGUCCGAGUCCUCUCUACGUGAAAGAAUCAGAUUAUGAUUGCAAAGCAUCUUCAGAGUUGAUUGGUAUUGUUGUAGGAGCCUGUAUAGUUUUUUGUCUUUUGGUUGCUUUUGCUGCCUUCAAACGUUAUCGUAAACGAAGCCAGACGAUCAAAAUUGAGAAUGCUGAACGCAGGCAGCUGGUUAGUCAAGAGGAGAGCUCUCCCCCUGUUUAUACUGGUCUGUGAUUUCAUUCAGAGACUAUGCUUUUGAGAUAUGAACAUUCCUGUUACCUGGCAACCAUCCGAAUGGCUUCCCAGCUCUAGCCAGUACAACAUGCCAGCAGCUAAAAGUUACAUAUAAACACAAGCACAUUGCUAGUACACUAGUACACUUGAUGUUUGUACACCUGUGAUUGUUAAUUUAUUUAUUAAGUUCUGUUAUGACUUUGACAAUGAUAUUUGUUGUUAGUCUUUUCUUAUUUAAACUGGUAGCAUUCUAACCCUAUGGACAUGGAGCUCAGACUUGCCCAAUGGAAUGAAAUCCUGUCCCCAAAAGCAAUGUGUUUUUUUUAAAACUUGUUCAAUUCAGUUUCCUUCUCUUAGGAAUGACUGAAUAUUUUUUUCCCCCAAAGACUGAGAUGUUUUCCUCAAGGCAUCACUUUUAUCUUUGGGAAGCAGUGGACAGAAAUGAAUUAAAGUAAUUAGAAUAGCUGUUUUUUUUUUUUUAAAUCAGAGCUUUAUAAGUGAACAUACACACACAUGUAAAAAAAAAUGUUUCCACUUUUUAACUUUAUAGAAACAUUAGAUAAAUACUUUGUACAAGUAUUUGAAACAUUAGAUAAAUACAUUGUACAAGUACUUGAUUUUGUUCAAUGCUUUUUUUUGUUUCCUGAACAGAUUAGUAUGGAUACAAAAUUUUAACCCUUUGGGUCAAGAUUUUAAAGUUUUAUUUCUGUGGUUUUUUUUAUAUUCCAUCUUGUUCAAAUUUUAACCACUUGGUGUAUUGUCAUUAUGUUGUUCACUAGCUUUGGUGUUCCAGUAACUUUGAUGUUACAGUGUGACACUGAAUUGUGUAGAUCUCCAGUUGCAGUGAUUGUACCUAGCUGUUUUCUCAUUCCCAUGUUGACAGAUGUAACACAAUCCUUGUUACAAUAUUGAAUUCCAAUGAAAUAGAUUUUAUGAACACCAAACUGUAAUAGGAACUAAAAUGAAAAUAGUAGAACACAUGAGUAGAUACUAGUUGAAAUUCAUCAUUGUAAACAAAGGUCAAGGCUAGGCUUGCACUUGUCAUGGCUUGUAACAGUUAGUUUUGCUUUGUUAGACUGAUUUGAUUGAAGUGUUAGUUCUAUAUUGUGGCAUGUCUCAGGGAAAAAACAUUUUUUUUUUAGUAGUGAUACUUGGAUAUUUAUUAGCAAACCCAAUGGCCAAAAAUGUUUUGUAAGUUUUGAGCUAACAUAAGAAAAAUGUUUUGUAAGUUUUGAGCUAACAUAAAAAAAAUGUUUUGUAAGUUUUGAGCUAACAUAAGAAAAAUGUUUUGUAAGUUUUGAGCCAACAUAAGAAAAAUGUUUUGUAAGUUUUGAGCUAACAUAAGAAAAAUGUUUUGUAAGUUUUGAGCCAACAUAAGAAAAAUGUUUUGUAAGUUUUGAGCCAACAUAAGAAAAAUGUUUUGUAAGUUUUGAGCCAACAUAAGAAAAAUGUUUUGUAAGUUUUGAGCUAACAUAAGAAAAAUGUUUGCUAAAAAACAACUUUUGUUUCUGGUAAUGAACUCCAGAGAUUCUUAAAUACUCAUACAAGCUGUGCAAAUAAGUUUGUAGUGAACCAUUACUCAGUCUUUCGUCAACUCCAUUUAGCAUCCAGACAUCAAACACAUUGUUUGGUUGUUUCUUAUACAUUUAAGUCUGUUCAUGUGUGUCUGUUUGGUUGUUUCUUAUACAUUUAAGUCUGUUCAUGUGUGUCUGUUUGGUUGUUUUUUUUCUAUGAAAGAAAUUAGAUGCAAAGUUUAGGGAUGUCUGAUGUCUGGUUUCAAAGCUGGAAUGUUCAAACUGUUUUUUUUUUCUGAGCUGAUGUUAAGAUUAUUUCUAUUUAAAUCACAUUGUUAAAUGUAUAUGCCAAGUCAGUUCCAGCUAGACAUCUUUGCCUAAUGAUGUCGCUUCAGGAUAUUGAUGAAGAAUCUGAGUCAGUUCAAGUUCAUAGCUAGACAUCUUUGCCCACUAAUGUUGCUACAGAACAUUGAAGAAUCUGAGUCAGUUCAAGUUCAUAGCUAGACAUCUUUGCCCACUAAUGUUGCUACAGAACAUUGACAAAGAAUGUGACAGAAUGAAAUGUAAGGGUCAGCUGUGUGUGAGGCCCAUCUCAGCAUUUACUUUCCUACUUCAAUGAUACAAAAGAAAGUUUUCAUUGAAUGUGCAUUUUGAACAUCUUUACUAUGAAACACAUUUUCUACUAGUCUUUAGGCCAUUCUAAGCAGUUGGGACUUGCCAUGACUUGAAACUAUUGAUCACAAGAUUGAGACAAAGAGCUUCCCAGUUCAACUAUUACAUUUCUCAUGGCAGUAACAGUAGGGUGACAACAUUACUCGCACCUCUAGUCUUCACACCAGUUUCAUCCUCCAGGUCUGGCCAAAUUGACCAACAUGCUAUGUAACUGGUUUUAUCUUCUCUUUGUUAUAGUUAUUUUGUCUUAUUCAAUUUAAUGGAGUCCUUGAUUAGUAUGGUUUGUGGAGACUUAUUAAGUCACUUUUAGGGGACUUGUUGGAAGCUAUUUGAGACUCUCUGUAUUGUUUAAUAGAGUAUGAUGAAACAUAGUGUAGCUACUGUUGUUUCCUUUCCUAAAACUAUUAUGCUUUUGAAGGAGUGAAAACAAUCUUUUGAUUAAUGAAACCAAUCAGGUGAAACUCUGAAAAGACUUAGCUAGUCUCUGACUGCAGAUAUACCAAAGCUGUGGCUAAAUGUUGGAUAACUAACUCAAACUGCAGCUAGCCUCUCUUUUAGUUGACUGUGUACUACAGCAGCUUAAGUAAUCUAUGACCCACUCAGGACAAAGGAUUACACAACUAAGCAUUCCUCCAAUGAAACUCAAGGUGUCCUACUUAAUACCAGUGAAAAUUAUUGCAGCCUGUUAGGCUUCUGCUGUGAUUUUUAAGUCCUUCAUGUUUUGUUCCAUUCCAUCAAAACAAUAUUGACUUUUUUUUUCUGAAUUAAGAAGAUGUGUACAAGUUUUCAACAUUUGAUGUAGAAUCCAGGAUUUUAGGAAAUGAAGUUAAUUCUAUGGUCUGAUUUUUAUUACUUUAGUAGACAAGAUACAUUGGUGUUUUUUUGUGAUUUCUACUUGAGUUUACAGAAUUAGGUCACGGUGUAUAUUUAGUUGAUUCAGUGCCAUUGUUUGUUUUUUCUACCUUCAUGCUACUCAUUUUGUUUUUCUUGAGCAACGAGAAAUUUCUUUUGUAUGUUUUGAAUGUUCCUUCAGAUUUGAAUACAUCCUAGCUCUUACACAAUGGCAGGUGAUAGUGUCAGACAGGAUUUGAGCGAUGGAAUGAGUCCGGAACGCAUACCCAGGCAACCAUCUAGUUGUUGAAAUGAAAGAUGAAAAUGAAAAGUUGAAUAAUAAGUGACACAAAUUAAUUAUUUUUGUUUUGGCAGAUUACCACAUGAUGUUAAUGAUUCUGUAUUAUAAGUAUUAUUAUUUUAUUUUUUGUCUUGAGGCAACAGGAAAUGUAUAUUUGUUGUAAUGAAUGAAGCAAAUACUCAAAUUGUUUUUGGGCACAGAAAAGUUCAAUUUGUUUUAUUUUUUAUUAUUAAAAACCUGCGAGUAUUCUAAAAACUUUGCACCAAUAAAGAUGUGAAUUAAGCUACUGAUUUAAUCUUUGUUGCAGUUACAGCAAACAAAAGUUUGACUGUUACUUUAGCUUAAACUUCUAUGUUAUUUCAUUGUUAUAAAUGAACUAAUCUCUAUAUGGCCAUAUUAUUUGUUUCUUAUGUUGAAAUAAAUCUUUUUUUGUAACUUUUAAUUUGUUUGUUUGAACAAUGCCACUUAUCAGAUUUGGUUCAUUAGUUUUCUUCCAGUCUAAGAGCUAAGUUUUUUAUUUAUGGCUUCUUGGAUUUUCAAGCAGACGUGAAUACAGAAUGGAGUCAUAAAAAUUAAAACUUUGAGCCUUAUUUUAUUUUUCAAAAAAAAUUAUAACUUUAAGCCUUAAUGUAGAAUAAUGAGAUAUUAUAGUGGAUACCAAAUGAGUACGUUCGAGAGCCUCCAUUUGAUUAUCAAUGCUUUUGGGUCUCCCUUUACUAUGCUGUGGGAAGGACUUAGCCAUUUACCUUUAGGAACAGGGCUUGUAAAGCUCCUGUGUAAAUAUAAAAGCAGUGCACUAAAGAAGUCUUUUAGUUGUGUAGCAUUUCUGUCAAAAGUUAAUUUUUUUUUUUUUAAAUAUAAAAAGGGAGCUUAUUUCUGCAGUACUGAGAUAUGUGUCAGUGAUUUUGCUGUUCUUAAUAAUAAUAAUAAUUAUAGCUUUUAUAUAGCACUCUUUCAUGCUUAUUUGUGGACCAGGGGGAGGGGGUAUCUGGGAUAGAAGGUUUACUGUGCUGCCUUUAAGCGCUCAGUAAACACAACUCUGCCCGACUGAGCCCCCUUCAUAGGUAGCCAAGCCAAGUUUAAGCAGUUCUCGCUGCUUCCACUUCUGUUUUUGGUAAGAUUUUAAAAAAAAUAUUUUGCUUGUUUCAUUUUAUUGAACUUAGUCAAACAAGCUUAUUUCAAAGUGAAGUGACAUGAAUAUCUGAUCAAUGUCUAGUGUCUAAUAAAUUACAGGUGUGUAACAGACUCAAAACAUAAUUUGUAUUAAAAAGCUGGGGAAAGGAAAAUUAAGCUCAAAUUGCCCAGGAGAGCCUACUCCUGCCUAGCAUUGCUAUGUUCUCUCCCCACUUAAUGACCAACAACUUGUCUCUAGUGCAACAUUCUUUUCAUGUCAGAAUGCUACUUCACUGGCACAAAAACAUAGACUAAUUAAAAAAGCAUCGUAUAUCACUCAAAUACAGCUACCAUCUCUUGAAAAGCUUUUCCAAGAAUGAUGCAUUUCCAAAACACUCACGAUUCUUAAAGACAACCUGCACCCAUUAAACCACUGUUACAUAAGAUCUGAACGAAGUGGUCGUCUCCUUUCCAUUAGGACUAAAACAGAAAGAUUUAAAAACUCAUUUAUCCCACUAUUGGUUGUGACAAGAUCAGCUGUCGUCAUCGAGAAGUACAUAGAAGUCAAACUCAUAAAGCACUGGUUGUGAAUCUGUAUGUGUUUCGUGAGUGAAUGUUUGAAUUUUUCAUCCAUAUUGUUUUUGUAAAGUAGUUAAUAAUAAUAAUAAUCUUUAUUGUCCGUAUGGAAAUUUGUCUUACAACAAUUUGUGCAUUACACCAAACAAAAAACAUAACUAUAAGAAACCAAAGUGUACAUUCAAACCAGACUCACUCUGAGGUUGUCAAUUGUAGUCAAACUGAAUUUCCAUUUGAUUGGAUCAAUAAAAUUAUCUUAUCUUAAGAAGUGUUUUAGUGGUUGGUCUACAAGACAUUUUCAAUGCAUAUCUUCACAAUAACCAUUUUGAGAAGCAACUAACAAUUUUCAAUGCAACCUUGAAAGUUUUGAUAAACAUAAAAGGAAAGAAACAUAGUACUUUGUAAAUGGUCAUUUAUUAUGUUCAGAGAAGGUACAAGCCUGACAUGUAUAUAAAUCAGAAUAAUAAAUGUCAUUAGUCUAAAAAAAUGUUCUUGUCAUAAGACAUUUGUUGUAAGAUUGGUUCUCAAAUAGUCUUAGGCUAAACAUUCAUCACAACUGAAUAAAGACCUGAUCGUUGUACAACACUCAAAACUCUUGUGUGCAAGACAUCAAGUCUUGGAAGUUGUUUUUUUUUAAAUCCUAGUUCAAUUACUUUUAAAUUUAGUGACAGAAAGAAAACAAAAAUUAUUUCUUAAAAAAUGCAUCUUAAAAAGUUGCUUCUAAGAAACAUUCACCAAAAUUAUUUUUUUUUAAAUGAUAUCCCAAACAUUAGAACCAAUCUUUUGGCCAUUACCUUUCUAGUUUAGGAAAUAAAGUUUUAUUUUCAACCUAGGGUAUUUACUGAUUUAUUGACUUAUUUAUUUGGCUCCUCCAUUUAAAAAAACAAAACAAAA
This is a messenger RNA of Biomphalaria glabrata, 7847 nucleotides long. Its product is annotated as major surface trophozoite antigen 11-like. The record is from RefSeq and is a predicted model, not a curated record. Bases 213 to 1946 code for a protein of 577 amino acids. Lineage: Eukaryota; Metazoa; Mollusca; Gastropoda; Planorbidae. The transcript has 13 exons.